Molecule: messenger RNA, 608 nt
Organism: Ambispora gerdemannii
Lineage: Eukaryota; Fungi; Glomeromycota; Glomeromycetes; Archaeosporales; Ambisporaceae
Source: the annotation of a GenBank genome assembly
CCAAGGAACAAACUGCCCAUAACACCACUAAAACGCAAAAAGACGCUAUCAUUACCACCCUCACUACCGAACGGGAUAGUUUAAAAACUGAACUAGCCCAGGAAAAAGAAACUCGGCAAACAGCGGAAAAUAAUCUAAAACUAGCCCAAGAGGAAAUAAAAAAUCAGGAACAAGAAAUCGCCCAAAGGUUAAAUAAAGACUUAAAAUUAGGAUUAAAAUCCUCAGAAAUUAACUUAGAAAGAGUAAUUAGCAAACUCCGCGAAUUGCUGGAUAAACCUAAUUCGGUUAAUGAGGAAAAUCUGGCUCAGCAAUUAGCCGCUGCCCAAAACACUAUCCAAGAAUUAAAAAAACAGUUAAAAGGAGAAAACCUAGAUUACACGGCUAUUCAGCAGGCCGAAUACCAAAAAAUCCUCCAAUUAGUAAAAAAUGAUACUUGGAAAACUUGCCAAAAAUUAAAUAUUUCUGUUUCUCACUCAGUCAAAAAACUAGUCCAAAAGGCUACUACUUUGGAAACGGUAAUUACGGAACGCAAUAAAUUAAUUGCAGCGAAAUUGGCUGAACAAGGCCAAAUAAUUACUGGCCAAAAAGGGCAAUUAAUUAAGGAAUGA